Molecule: messenger RNA, 456 nt
Organism: Cetraspora pellucida
Lineage: Eukaryota; Fungi; Glomeromycota; Glomeromycetes; Diversisporales; Gigasporaceae
Source: the annotation of a GenBank genome assembly
AUGUUUUCUAAUAUCUCAGCAGAUAACAUCAAAACAGGCUAUCUUGUUUUUUAUAAUGCCGUCUCUUGUGCUGGCUGGUUCUAUGUUCUUGUAUUAGUUUUAUCCGAGUUAGUGCAAAAUGGUGAUCUUACAACAGUUUAUGAUCGAACUGCGUUUCAAAUUGCAUCUCGUUUAUUUCUAGUAUGGGGAGUAGUUGAUAUUUUUCCUGAGGUUCAAUCUCAUUGGGCAUUCACAACCAUGACUAUUGCAUGGUCAAUCACAGAAUCAGGAAGUGAAUCAAUACUAGUUUACGAAUCACUUCAUUAUUCUAAACAAUUAAGCGUAACUUAUUAUUGGCUUCAAAUUGUAAUAUUAGCCGUAUACGUACCAGGUUUUUAUAAAUUGUACACUUAUAUGAUUAAACAACGUAAAAGAUAUCUUGGCAAAGGCAAAGACAAAGCACAAAAAACUGAUUAG